Molecule: messenger RNA, 2749 nt
Organism: Chara braunii
Lineage: Eukaryota; Viridiplantae; Streptophyta; Charophyceae; Charales; Characeae
Source: the annotation of a GenBank genome assembly
GAGCGCGAAGCAGCCCUAUUAGCUGAGGAGGCAGCAGCAGCAGCUUAAGCGGAGCGCGCCGCUCGGAAAGCUGAGAAACUACGGAAGAAGGAAGAGGAACAACUGGCUAUGGCCAAAGCAGUCGAGGUUCAAUUGUCCUUACGAUUGGGCGACAUUCGCGAUGAAAUCAAGUCCGACGCACGCAGGGCGGUGGCUGGAAGUAUCGUUAAGAACUUGAGGCCUACCCAAGUUACUACGAUAACGAAGGGGAAGGAGAAGGCAGUCGACGAGUUACCCUCUGCUUCGGGAGCGUCGAGCGACAUAGAAGGAAUUACAGCAGGAGCCGAGAACCUGACUAUCCAGGAGAAGCGGAAACGCGAUGUUGAUACCCCGGUGGGGAAUAGCCCACCUGUCACGACACCAGCCAAACGAGUGAAUCAGAGGCAAGGGAUUCGCCCUGUUCGCUUGUCGGAACGCUUUCAGCGCACUCGGACCCGUAUCUCAUUCCGCAGAAGCGCACGUACAAAGGCGUUGACAGCGAUGAAAGCACCGGCUCGAGAUACGAUAGUCGAGCGGAUGCUGUACUUGGACAAUACACGCCGUGAACUAUCCAAGAUGGACUGUGACCAACUUCGUGCGAUCUGUCGUCAAGAAGCCGGUUCAUACUCUACAAAGGUGCUGGCAAUUUUCGAUAUUGUCGAUCAACGAGCGAUUCAGCAGUUCGGUGACUUGUGUGGGAAUCAGGAUGCUCUUGGGAAUCCCGAGGGAACAACUGCACAUUCAAUUGUGGAAGUCAAGCGGCGCUUCGAUGGUCUGGUAAAGACACCAUUGCUCCGGAACCCCGGGGAGACCCUGGUCAUCUGCCCUCGUUUGUAUUAUGAAGGCAUGAAGGACCUCUUCAUCAAGAACCCAAGGUAUAUUGCCGUGGGUGUGAGUGCAAGUGACACCUUGUUGAAGAUGAAGAUGGAGUUGUGGGAGCAGGGUUUGCUUGAAUUUGCACGAUGGGAUAAGAGUGGGGCUAUUGGACAAGCGUAUGCUAUGCCCAAACACAAGGACUUGAACCGAUUCCGUCCUAUUUGUCCUUCCUUCCCGGAGCCGACAGCUCGGACUGGGCGAGCUAUGGCCAAAGGAUUGAAUCACCUGCUCUAUGGUCUGCUGCGCGAUUGGCAUUUUAACUUGAAAGUCGUCUCGCAGUUGAAGGAAACGCUUGCUGGAUUCAACAGGAAGCUGCAGCUCGUACACCAUCAACCCGAAUUGACCGGACAGUCCUUUGACAUCAAGGAAAUGUUCAGCCAGUUACCGUAUCAGGAGAUUGUCGAUGCAGUGGAUUGGUUACUGGACUACCACAUGUCGAAGGGGAGGACUUUCGUACGAGUCAACACUCGUGGUAAGGGAGCAUCAUUCGGUUUGACGACCGGUUUUGACUAUUGGAGGAAACUUGAGUUUCGCGACCUCCGCAAUUUCGUCGUUUUUUAACUUGAACAUACAUAUACGUUGGCGUUGGGGGUGCUGGUGCAGCAAAAGGCCCACUUUCGUAGAGAAUGAUUUGCUUCGAUCCGGAAAGACAUCGGACUUCGGCGCUGUGUUAUGGCAGGGUCAAGAAGAAAGUGGUGGUAUAUGGCCGGACGCGAAUUAUUUUGCGUGCUGGUUUGCUCAUACAUACUGGUUCCUUGUCCAUAUUCCAUCUGUUCCCGAUGGUCGUGGCCGCUGCUCGGAAAACCUUAAUUGGUUUGUUCAGUUUUGUUCAGAUUUGGAAAAUGAGGAAAUAUGACACACAUUAUUCAAUAAGUAUCCUCUGAUAUUGAUGAUCCAUUGUUGUUUGGAAUUGCCAGCGGAGCACUUAUGCUGUCCUCCUUCCCAGAACAUCUCCCUUCCAGCGUCCGCUUCUCUUUUGCUUGGAGCAUGUAGGAGAGCUUCGUGUGGCUUCCCUCCGUAACAGGUAAAGUAGAUCGAAAUCGCUCUGCCGACUCCAAGCAACUGAAGUAGAUCGCAUUUUUUGCGUGUGUGUGUGUGGUCGCAUCUGCUCGUCAUUGCCUGCGUAUCCUGUCAUGAAUGGACACAGUGAGUGUCCCACUGUUGUGAAAGUGAGUCCUUGCAGGAAUGGACCGGAAUGGCCCUGGGACUCACAAUGGGCCCGACAGUUGACGGCUGAUACAUGUUAAGCUUAGUAAGGGUAGACGACGUGAUGGGACCCACAUCCGUCAGGUCAGACCCACUUUAAGGAAAAAAGAGAGCAUGAUGUAGGGAUGCUCUCCUGUAGGAAUGCUCUGCUCACAGACAGACGAUCUUCAGUGUGCUGAGGAUGAGAUGGGUGACGGACGAGUCAUUGGAGGAGUGGAUCAGGUACUUGAGGGCUGUCGUAAGCAACCUUCAAAGCGCCAGUACACCACACAUCGGCCCGCGGGUGUCAGCACGAAACCCGCACGACUUUCGGAGGCGACCAAUUUUAUGUUUUCAAUGGGGCGCCCCUCCUCACCGCACGGCGCCUCCGAGUCUUGCUUGUGGUGACAAAGUCUUCCUUGCAAGGCUGGGGCCGUGUACUAGCGGUUUAAGGGGGGCAAAACAAAAAAAAAAAAAGGUCUGGCAGUUUUUGAUCGUGCGGGGAUGCAUUCCAGAUUGAAUGCUUGCUGACAGAAGGGUGAUCUUCUCGAUGUGGUCUUUUUCCACUGUUGUCUUUUUCUUCGUCUCCCACGAUCUUGGAUGUUGAGGACCUUGUUGAAAAUCAGCAGAUGGUGCUACCCAAGUUGCUAAGUAAAUAGCCAUUACUGUC